CUAUCCUCGGGAAGUGGAAUUCAAUGGAUGAUCCUUGUAAUUGUAGUAUGUAAUGCAUAUUGAAUCAAAGCUUGGUUAAAGCGCGCCGUCGAAUAGAGAACAGCCAGUCGUGAAUCCGAGCACCCAAUUGUGUGCAGCCUGGAUGCAUGGACGACCACGAGUUACUCUGGAUGUGGAUCGCGGAAUUCGGAGGACCAGCAUAGAGCUGUUUGAUAAGACAGCAACGAUCUCGGCCCAGCACUGCAUUUAUGCUUCGGGUGCAUCGAAUAGUCCAAGGAGAACAACCAUUGGCGGCGGCGUCGCGGAAAGAUGGCGAAGAAGUCGCGUCGAAACACCCGGCGAACAAUAUGUUGCCGUCAGAGGCAUGCGUUACAUGUUCUGUCGCCCAUCGCACAGCCUGCCAGCGGUGUUGGUGAACGGACCGGUCACAGUGCUGUUGAAUGACGCAAGCUAGUCGGGUAAAUGAAUGUAUAGCGGGUAUUUUGGACGCCACAGCAUCAUAAACAACCGGCGUUGGAACACGGUGAAGUCCAAACGCUCUAAGUAUACGGAUCCCACUAGGCUGCUUCGCAGAUCAUUGCACAUGUAAAGUUGAAAACGGUAUCAUGGCAGUCGUUUC
Molecule: messenger RNA, 619 nt
Organism: Punctularia strigosozonata HHB-11173 SS5
Lineage: Eukaryota; Fungi; Basidiomycota; Agaricomycetes; Corticiales; Punctulariaceae
Exons: 2
Coding region: 143-454 (103 amino acids)
Source: RefSeq, a predicted model, not a curated record